This is a messenger RNA of Staurois parvus, 921 nucleotides long. The record is from the annotation of a GenBank genome assembly. NCBI's taxonomy places the organism in Eukaryota, Metazoa, Chordata, Amphibia, Anura, Ranidae.
UAUGGUCUGUACACCCGGACCAGACUCGGCUACUGGUUCUACAAGAGGCAGCUGAAGAAAGCGCGAGAUCGGUACCCACACGGACACUCUUCCACGCAGGCGAUCGUCUUCAGCGGUGUGAAAGUGGUUCCCAUCCCCGUCCUGUCCGAUAACUACAGCUACCUGGUCAUUGACACCACAUCCAGCCAGGCAGUGGCCGUGGACCCCUCAGACCCCGUUGCUGUACAGACAUACCUGGACCGAGAAGGUGUCACUCUGGAAGCAAUACUUUGUACCCAUAAACACUGGGAUCAUAGUGGAGGUAAUAAAGCUUUGAAGAAACAUUACAAGUCAUGCCGGGUGUAUGGGAGCGCCUUUGAUGAAAUCCCAGAACUGACACAUGCGCUAUCUGACCGGGAUCAGCUUACCGUUGGGCGCCUGCAGUUUCAGGCCUACUUCACACCUGGUCACACGGUCGGUCACAUGAUCUACGUGCUGGAUGGCAAGUCUGGGGACGGACCGGACUGCCUGUUCUCAGGGGACCUCCUCUUCCUCGCGGGCUGCGGGAGAAUGUUUCGAUCCUCAGCACAGACAUGCUUUCUCUGGGACUCCUGACAUUCUCUCUCAAUGUAUAGCACGCUGCUCCUGCCUUGACAUGAGUAUGCCGUAGACAAUCUGAAAUUUGCAGAAGUGGUGGAGCCUGAAAAUGCUGUGCGCGACCGGAAGUCCCAGUGGGUCAAUCAGCAAAGGCUGGAGAAGAAGUGUACGUGCCCGUCCACCAUAGGUGAAGAGAAGGAGUACAAUCCAUUCCUGCGGACGCAUUGCAGGGACUUGCACAUGGCGCUGGACCUCCAGCGAGGGGCGGAUGAGGAAUGGAGUCAUUUUCGUGCUCGAGUGUUAGAGGAGGUCCGACGAAGGAAAGAUCUUUUCAAGGAACGAUAG